Diorhabda carinulata is the source of this 1749-nucleotide messenger RNA. RefSeq names its product serine hydrolase-like protein. Lineage: Eukaryota; Metazoa; Arthropoda; Insecta; Coleoptera; Chrysomelidae. The transcript is spliced from 2 exons. The record is from RefSeq and is a predicted model, not a curated record. The coding region runs from base 400 to 1278 and encodes 292 amino acids. Gene Ontology annotation, molecular function: catalytic activity.
ACACGUUUCGAAAUUAGGAAUCUGUGCUCCACGAACACAGGGUUGGUUCUAGUAGUAUGUUCCAAUUAUAGUUCGAACGCACUACGCAUGACAGGUAGCUGCUGGAACAUCAACUUUAACACAUUUUGGAAAAAAAUAAUAUUCAUCUGCAUUAUCGGUUUAAUCUUCAUCUUAAAAAUAAUUUUACAACCUGCUAAAGCAUGAAAAACGAUUUAAAAUAGUUAUUGGAAAGUUUAAUUUGUUCCUGUAGCGUAUAACCUCUUGUUCAUUAUUUGAAUUUUAUACACGAAAUUUUCAUAUCACGCAUGAUCAAGUAGUUAUAGACAGUCUCCUGGAACAAACCUAUAAAAUUAGCACCGCGAACGCACAUUUUCAAACUUAUGUAUCUAAUGACAGAAAAUGUUCAGGAUAUCUACCGCGAACAAAGCUGCAAUUGCAAAAACAUGGGGUGAUGAAUCGGAUCCAAUAAUACUGUGCGUUCAUGGAAUCAUGGACAACGCUGGAAGUUUUGAUAGAUUGAUACCAAUGCUACCAACUUCGUUUUACUACGUCUGUAUCGAUUUACCAGGACAUGGGAAAUCUUCCCAUUUUCCAUCUCAUCUCCCAAUUCACACAUUAAACUUCAUUUUAGUAUAUAAACAAGUGUCGAUAUACUUUAAAAAGAAGUUAAUCAUUUUGGGGCACAGUUAUGGAGGACAGUUGGGUUUUGUUUAUGCCCAAAUGUAUCCCCAAUGCGUAGAGAAACUUAUUAUGUUGGAGACAGUGACUAUAUACCCAGUACCAACCAAAAUUUUCGUUGAUUAUUUGGUUGAUAGAUUGGAAAACUAUUUUAAAAUUGGUGAUAAUUUGAAAAACAAACAGCCACCUACUUAUACACUAGAACAGGCUUUAAAUAAAGUCCAACAUGGUAGAAAUUAUAGUAGUAUAAAACGGGAAACCGCCGAGGUUUUAUUAAAAAGGGCAAUAGAACCAGAAGGAGAUCGUUUUAAAUUCACUUUGGAUCAAAGGAUGAAAAAUUUCGUAAAUCCUUUAAGAGACCACCGGUAUAAUAUGGAAUCUAUGAAUACUUUUCCAGUCAAAUGCCCCAUACUAAUGAUUUUAGGUAAUCAAAACGGUUUUCAGUUGAAAAUAAUGGAUCCUAUUAUAAAAUUUUUGAAAAAAUGGAAAAAUGUUGAUGUGAAAAUAGUCGAUGGUAAUCACGACGUUCACAAUGACUAUCCAGAAAAAGUGGGAUCUUAUAUAAACAAUUUUCUGUUGUUGAAAAAAGGAAAAUUAUAAAAAAAAUAGUUGCUAAUUAUUUUAUAUAAAGAUAAAUAAUAAAAAUGUUGCGGAAAAAUAAUUUCUAGAUGAUAUUUAUUACAACCCUUAUCUUAAUAAUGAAUCAGAUGAAACAAACAUGAAUGUCGAUUACUAGUUUGAGGUUAUGUCAAGGGCGUACCCAGGUCGUUUAAAAAAAAUGUGUUAUUGAAUUGAUGUAUUGAAAUACAUCAUUUUUAUUGAGUUUGGUGUUUCAUUUAUUCGUUACGAAAUAGUACCUGCCACCCCACAGCCCAAAUCCUAGGAACGCCACUGGAUUAUAUCAAAACUUUGGUAUGGGGUAUGUUCCACUCAACACCCGCAACAUUUCUACGAUAUUCGCGGAAUUUUUAAAUCUCAAAGCAAACAAUAUGUGAAAGUUUCAUUAUUUGAUGCGGCAGUUUAAUAAAUAAUUAUUAAAAUUCACUAUUAAGACCUAUAACAUCCCAAAUA